This is a messenger RNA of Daphnia pulex (common water flea), 3158 nucleotides long. Its product is annotated as tyrosine-protein kinase transmembrane receptor ROR2-like. NCBI's taxonomy places the organism in Eukaryota, Metazoa, Arthropoda, Branchiopoda, Diplostraca, Daphniidae. Gene Ontology annotation, biological process: positive regulation of kinase activity; cell surface receptor protein tyrosine kinase signaling pathway; cellular response to nerve growth factor stimulus. Gene Ontology annotation, cellular component: axon; signaling receptor complex. Bases 461 to 2302 code for a protein of 613 amino acids. The transcript is spliced from 8 exons. The record is from RefSeq and is a predicted model, not a curated record. Gene Ontology annotation, molecular function: ATP binding; transmembrane receptor protein tyrosine kinase activity; neurotrophin binding.
AUAUGUUUCCAGCUGUGGUGCCGAGAGGGAGACGGACCAGCUUCUUUUUCUUCGUACAACUCUCCUUUUAACAAGAUCCUGGCGUCACUCCGCCCUCCUCCUCCUUCUCCUUUUUCUCUCACUCACAUACGUUUCAUGUGUGUGUGUGUGUGUGCUGUACACACACACACUGCGCCAUAAAACUAUCGAAGACAGCCGAGCGGACCGACAGUCUCGCCCAAUCUGUCGAGCCGGACAGACGGAACACUCGAAAAUUCGACCAAAAACAGUUUCAAACAUUUGGUUUUGUCCCCCGCCAAUAGUGUUUUCUUUGAGUGCUGUGUUGAACAAAUCGGAUUGUGUUAUAACUUCUUCGCGCGCGCUAAAUUUGAAUUGCAAAAUUUCUCAAUUGUGAUUCGUUUUGGGAAUUCAUUUCAUUACAUUUUUGUUACUCCGAGGGAGCCGAGUGUUGGUGAUCGCCAUGGCGCCACAGAAGAUCGUCAACGCAACAGAUCCGAACCAGGGACGGGCAGGUGCUCGAGAUUGCGAUUCGGCUCGUUGCGGGAUGGACGCCGGCUGUCGUCAGGUGCCCGACGGCUCAUGGAUUUGCAUCUGCACUCACGACUUGUCACUUCAAAGGCCCGACGGAUUUUGCCCGCGCGUUGUCGUUACUGGACCUCAUCAUCCGAGUGCAAACAAAAAGACCUUCAUUAGCAUCCGCAAACCAGCAUCAGCGGCCGGAGUCAACCAGACGGCCCAGCAGAGCAAACAGCAGCCACUCAUCGAUCCAUCCAGUCAUCCCAAUUCGAUUCCCACCUUGCCAGGGUCUCUUCCGGCUCUGGACGGACAGCUGAACGCUUCGGCGACGGCGGCCAUCACUUGGCUGGUCCCAGCGCUGGGAAUCGUCACGAUCCUGUCGAUCCUGUUUUUGCUGAGGCGUCGGAUGCGCAACAAAAAGAAAUCGCGACGGGCCGCCAGCUCGUCCGGCGUCGUAGAAAGUCGACACCAUCACCACCAUCAUCAUUAUCCAUCGCCUGGCAAAUUGACGGGCAAUUCGCUUCUGCCGGCCGCCGGGGAAAUGCCCGUCUGUCUGACCAAGAACGUGUUGCACCAGGAGCGAUUCACCAACAAUCCGGAAUACGACUGGAACGCGGAUAGAGGAUCGACGGGCAGCGGAGGCGAUACGAGCCAGCUCCUGCAGGCCAGCGGCAGCAGCAGUGGAGCAGGCGACCAGUUUAAACCAUUUGUCAUCAUCCGGCCAGAAUGGAUCGAAUUGAAACAGGAAAUUGGAGAGGGCUGCUUUGGCAAAGUCUUUCGUGGAUCGCUGCGACGGCCAUCAUCGGCGCCCAACGCCCAACCAGACGACGACGAACAAGAAGAAGAAGAAGAUGAAGAACAAGAAAUUCACUUUGAUGAUGAAGCGGUGGCUGUCAAAGUUUUAAAAGCCGCAGCUGGACCAGCUGCCCAGGAGGAUUUGCUCCAGGAAGCUGAAAUUAUGGUUUCCUUCUCUCAUCCAAACAUCCUCUCGCUCAAAGGCAUCGUCAUCAACGAGCCCAAUAUUGGACCAUGGCUCGUGUUCGAGUACAUGGCGCUGGGGGAUCUGGCCCAGCUUCUACGGUCCGCCAAUGGCAAUCUAUUUGCCAAAACCAAAACUGCGCAUUGUUUGAAUCAGGAGGAUCUGCACUCGAUCGCGGCGCAAAUCGCAGACGGGAUGGCCUAUCUCUCGUCGCAGCAUUUCGUCCAUCGCGACUUGGCGUGCCGCAAUUGUUUGGUGGGUGAACGACCCCGAGGCGGCGGUCUGGCCGUCAAAAUCUCCGAUUUCGGAAUGAGCCGUGACGUCUACACUUGCGAUUAUUACAAGAUUGGAGGUUCUCGGAUGCUGCCGGUGCGAUGGAUGGCUCCCGAAUCGAUCCUCUACGGUAAAUUCACGCUCGAAUCGGAUGUCUGGAGUUUCGGUGUCGUCCUGUGGGAGGUCUUUGCCCUGGGGGUACAGCCCUAUUACGGCCAUUCAAACGAACAGGUCGUUAAACUGAUCCUACAAGGGAUCCUCCUGACUCCUCCUUCUUCAGCCCCGCCCCUCAUUUGCCAGUUGCUAAACGGUUGCUGGAAAACACAGCCGGGGGAUCGGCUAACGUUCGCCGAAAUCCAUUCCAAGUUAAAGCGUCGCCCACACUCAAACGACCAUCAGGGAACUUGGACGACGCAAUCGACAACCGUCACCUACGUCCAUUUGAGACACAACGAGGACAACAACGUCGAUUCCAACGCCGAAUACCUUCAAACGCUACCGGACCUGCCCGUCCACCACUACUCCAACACAUGAAAAUAGAAAAAGAGAUCCUUUUUUUUCCUGCUUAUUUUUCAAAAAUCCAAAAGAAAACUUACAAAUAAGAAACCCAGUCAUUUUCUCUUGAAAUUUUUUUACAGACAAAAAAAAAAGUUAAAGAAAAAACUUAAUUUAAAAAGAAAAAUUGUCUCAAUGUUGUUCAUACGUAUUUUACCUGAUUUGUGUGUUUGUGUUUUAAUUUUUGUGUCGAGGGAAAAAAGAAAAAAAAAAUGUUUCAAAAAAAUGACGCACGACGUGCACAGUUUUAUGUCGAUUUGGAAAAAAAAAGAAACGAAAAAAAUUGGAUCAAGACACGAAAAAAAAGGGGGAAUCAAAUUUGAUGUUGGGCAAUGAAUCAUCAUCAUGUGGGGGGGGAAGUGAGAGAGAAAAAAAAUAAGAACCUCGUUUUUAAACUUAUUCGAUUGGCUCUGAUUGCGAGAGUGGGUGUUCCUUAAAUCAUUUUUAGUUUAGCUGAAAGAAGAGAAAAAGAUGCAAAAAAAAUAUUUUCUGGCAAAUACAAAAACCGAGUUCAAAAAAGGAGAGAAAAACGGGCGAUGACACACACAAAAAAGACCGAAAAAAAAAAGAGUUUGGUGAAUUUCGAUCCUACCAAUUUUCCGGGAAGUUUUUUUUUUUUUGAAUAAUUAAUAAAAAAAUUGACAAUGACGAAAAAUGAGAAAAAACAUAUCGGCCUAUGUCUUUUUUCCGUGGAGAAUCCCGGGGCACACAAAAAGAAAAACUCUAAAGGUAAAGUUCGUCCUCUUUUAAUUUUUCCUCGAAUUAAAUAUGAUUCUAUCUUCUUUCUAGAUUGUUUUUUUCCGAGUGUUAUUUUUAAUAUACCGCGCAUCUUCUA